UAGAGUCGGUAUAUAUGGAACAGCUGAUCGUAGAAAGUGUAACGAGGAGGAAGAUUCGCAUCAAUCGGAGGGUUACGGAGAAAUAUGUAAAGAAGGGUCGCAAAUAAUAAUCGCGUCAUCGUCUGUGCAACAUUUAACUUAACGAUUCAGAUAUCACGAGGGAAUACGAACGGCGAGAGACUGUGCAUUCAAAUGUAACAGAUGUUCGUUGUGAGAAAUGUCACAAAUUGAUAUCCAGGAUUUGUUUAACAGAAGCAGGUUUCCCAGCGGGUGGCGCUUACUGUCAGUAAUUCUGUAUUCACCGUUGGGGAUUGUACUUCUGCUGCUGCGGCUAUUGAUAACGUUAACGCUCUGGCUGUUGGCGUGGCUUCUGCCCGAUCACAGUCUCCUUCGGACGUUCCUGAGCUACGGCAUCAGCUUCGCCUUUGGCAUCGUAGUCAGAGUCGACGCCAGCAGCGAGCCCCGAGACAAACAGACGAGAAUAAUAAUAGCCAAUAAUGUGUCCGUGCUGGAUCACUUUGCUCUGCGUCAAACGACGGAGGCGCUGGUCCCUGGCGUCUGGGAACUACCUACUGCCCUGAGUAAUGCCCUCGGAUCGCAGAAGAUGGACAUGAGCAGUAAGGAGACGCUGAUCGCCAACAUAAGGCUAUUCCUCGCUUCUUCCACGUACAGCGUUGCUGUGCAACCUGAGUUUGAUACGACGAACAACCGAGUCGCACUGCUGAAAUUCAAUUCCUGGCCAUUCAGUAUAGAGACGUCCGUUCAGCCGGUCGCGAUUAGAGCGUCGCGGCCGGAUUUUGUGCCUGUGCAUCUCACCUCGCUGGCUUCGACAUGGUGGACGGAGGUAUUCUGGUUCAUGUUCGUCCCAUAUACAGUUUUUACACUCAAGUACCUGAAAAGCAAGCAGAAUCCCGAGCACGAGGUGCUCGUGCGGGAGGUGGAGAGGGACAUCGCGAACGCUCUUGGGAUUCAGACCAGCUCCUACACCGUGUCGGACAAGACCGAGUACGAGAAGCGCUACCGCAUGGAGAGAAUACUCAACAGCGCGCGCUCCAACAGAAACACGCCAAAUUCUCAAGUCAUACACAGUAUGGAGAUACAGAGGAUGGUUCGUCAGGUCAGCGAAGUACUUCCAUUGGUACCACACAAUGUGAUUCUCCGAGAUCUUCUCAAAACUCGAAACGUCGACAUUACGAUCGCCAAUAUUCUCGAUGGCAUAGUUACUUACACUCCCGAACCGAAUCUACCAGUUCAACCGACUGUAACAUCGUUCGGCGGUACCCAACAGAACUCCACAAAGGAUAAGACUCUGGGGACGUCUUCUUUCCAAGAGAAAAAGGCCAAGAUGAUUAGGGAGGCUAGAGAGAGGUAUAUUAAGAAACACGGACUGACAGAUUGCUGACAUUCUUGCUACUGUUUUAUUCUGGUUACGAUACUAUCAUUGACAACAUGUAUAUGCUACAUGUUUUAAUGUAUAUGUAUUAUAUUUACUAUUACAUCAUGUGAAUAUAUCUUUAUUUCU
Ooceraea biroi (clonal raider ant) is the source of this 1522-nucleotide messenger RNA. RefSeq names its product ancient ubiquitous protein 1. Gene Ontology annotation, molecular function: ubiquitin binding. Gene Ontology annotation, biological process: ERAD pathway. The record is from RefSeq and is a predicted model, not a curated record. Gene Ontology annotation, cellular component: endoplasmic reticulum membrane. Lineage: Eukaryota; Metazoa; Arthropoda; Insecta; Hymenoptera; Formicidae.